CGUGAGGUGUCACACGUCCCCACGCAGAGAUCGAAAGGCAGGAGUUAGUUUGGCUCAAGCUCCCGGGGAUCUGCAAUGGCUUUAGUAGUUCGAAGCGUGGCGCAAUUAGCUGGAAUUUCACUCUCUCUGCUGGGAUGGGUUUUGUCCUGUCUUACAAACUACCUGCCACAAUGGAAAAACCUCAAUCUGGACUUAAACGAGAUGGAGAACUGGACCAUGGGACUCUGGCAGGUCUGUGUCGUCCAAGAGGAAGGGGGGACGCAGUGCAAGGACUUUGAAUCCUUCCUGGCUUUGCCUGCCGAACUCAGGAUCUCCAGGAUCUUAAUGUUCCUGUCCAACGGGCUGGGGCUCCUGGGCCUGCUGGCCUCCGGGUUUGGCCUGGACUGCUUGAGGGUCGGAGAGACGCGGCCAGGCCUCAAGAAGGGACUGCUGAUCCUGGGAGGGACUGUGCUCUGGGCAGCAGGCGUCGCGACCCUGGUUCCGGUCUCCUGGGUCGCCCACAUGACCGUCCAGGAGUUCUGGGAUGAGACCAUGCCAGAGAUUGUGCCCAGGUGGGAGUUUGGGGAAGCCCUCUUUCUGGGCUGGUCUGCUGGGUUUUCCCUCCUCCUGGGAGGCUGCCUGCUGAACUGCGUGGCCUGCGUUACCCAGGCAGUUCCGGCUCCGGGCCCCUACGCGGUGGUAGAAACACAGUGUCACCGUCAGCACCUGGAGAUGAAAAAAGCCCAUCUGAAAGUCUAAGCCAGGAAGGAUCAGUGGCGUCCACUCUUCAAGUGAAGCUCACUCCUGUCUGGGUUUGGAGAGUAAACCACUGUCUUCUACUCUGAGACCAAAACCACUCAAGACUCGAUAGUAAUCACACUCAUUACUGCGG
Neofelis nebulosa (Clouded leopard) is the source of this 871-nucleotide messenger RNA. RefSeq names its product claudin-22-like. Gene Ontology annotation, molecular function: structural molecule activity. NCBI's taxonomy places the organism in Eukaryota, Metazoa, Chordata, Mammalia, Carnivora, Felidae. Gene Ontology annotation, cellular component: bicellular tight junction; plasma membrane. The coding region runs from base 76 to 738 and encodes 220 amino acids. The transcript has 2 exons. Gene Ontology annotation, biological process: bicellular tight junction assembly; cell adhesion. The record is from RefSeq and is a predicted model, not a curated record.